Physcomitrium patens is the source of this 1678-nucleotide messenger RNA. RefSeq lists its product as uncharacterized. The record is from RefSeq and is a predicted model, not a curated record. Lineage: Eukaryota; Viridiplantae; Streptophyta; Bryopsida; Funariales; Funariaceae.
UUCUUCGAUCAUGCUUGGUCCUGCGUCGUCAUUGCGUGACCACAUUCUAGACCGUGUCAGCUGCUUUCACAGUUCUAGAGGUAGAGAGUUCAUGGGGCGCAGGUCAUCUUCGAAUGCAGAUGCUCUCGACUGGCUGUCUCCCAAGUCCAGGAGAAGCUGUAUAUGAGCGAAGUUGUCGCUAUUCAUUCUUCGGCUUGAUGGGUGUUGACAUGGCCGAUAGCAGUCAUUGGAUCUUGGAGCUGUGAAGUUUGUGUGAGAUGAAUAAACAUGCGUUUCAAACUGGCUAUAGCGCUGGUGCGUGAAGGGUUGGUGUUUGGAACAUUAGGAUUAAUGUACUGCUAGGUCGACCACCUUCGCAGAGCCAGCACAGGUGCCUCUGGAAUUUCUAAAAGAUUUAGUUUCUCGAACUUAUUGAUUCAUUACUUUCCAGGAGGGAUUGAACGCUUUCCUUUUCUUUCUCGAAAUCCUUCAUUUUUUCCGACUGCCAGUGUAACUCUCAGUCUGGAAAGGCCCUGGUAACACUUCGUCUUCUCAUUAUCAUAUGGGCGUCAAUACGCAUGUAAAAACAAACGUAACAUAGAAGCUUAUAUCAUUAUUUAUAGUUUUUGGCAGUUGUGUAUACAUGAUGCUCAUUGAACUCCUGCGUGUUGUUAUUUCGAGGUCACGAAUUCUAAGUAUUUCAGCUUUCUCCAUAGAGGCACAUCGUAGGAAUUGUUGACAUACAAGAAUUGGCAAAAUUGUUGCUUAGUCCUGUGUUUGAGAUUUGUUGCAUUUCUACAGCUAGACUUGACUGUGUCCGAUCAAAGAUUCACAAUAAAUGGAUGACUAUUGACGUGGAACAGGCUGCGAAUCUUUUCCGUUUCGCAAAAUCACAAAUUUAUUUAUUCACACAUAUAAAUAAUAAUGAUUAUUAUCAUUGUAUAACUAAAAUUGGAUGGUUCUCACAAGCUAAAAUUCACAAAAAAAGAAUCCACAUCAAAGUAUUACGUAGUAUAUAUUUUAAAGUAACAUGUAGUAUGUAUUUCCUUUGCAUUUGAAUGGUUUUCUGCACCAAUAAGAACAGGGCAAAUGUGAACUGGGGAUCUACUGCUUGUUCAGCUCUACUUUUCAAGAACUCUGUUUCAGGCCUUCGUCGUCGUCGUCGUCUUCGUCAUCGUCGUGGUGGCUCUCCCUCUCACCCUCUGUGCCCCUUUGAAAUCUGUUGUUGUUGUUGCUUCAUGGCGAUGGAGGCAUUGGGUGCAGCCAAUUCCCAGUUUGCGGGUGGUAGCAGCCCAGCACCGUUCCAGGUCCAAGUGAAAGCCAACUUGGCAAACAAAGCAAUUCACGCUUCGGCGGAUUCUUGCUAUCGAUGCGUGAGCUGGGGACUUUUUGUUUGUUUGGGUUACGAGCUAAUUGGUGGUCAUGCCUGCGAUCGCCAUUUCAACUACAGGUGCAGCCAUCGAUCUGCUGCUGUCGCCUCUUGCAAAUUUGUGGGUGAAAUUUUCUUUCGAUGCGAAUCGGCAUGUUUUGGCUCUAUUUUCCCUGGUUGGGAGCCGCUUCAGGUUUAAAUCACCUUGCCAACAUUUUUGGUGGUUUGCUGAUUACGUUCACAAGAUCAAAAACAGUAAUGGCGCCGCGAGGGGAUGGGAGGGGAAGAAAGCGCGAAGUGUUGAUAGAGAACGUUUGAACCCCUGAGAUU